GCAUUUUGGCAAGAACGGGUACCUGCACGUAAACAGUAGCACCUGUAGAUUACCUGUAGGGGGGAAAACAUAGAGGUACAUCAAUAAAUAUUUACUUAACUGAUCCCCUAGUAGCACAGAUAAUUUGCAACAAAGAUAUAUACAGCCAGAAAACGAUGCACAAUGUACCUAUGUCGUCUGUAACGAGCGACGCUAAAAACAUGGCCGAUUGACACACUGCAACGAAAACAUGUGAUACUGUUUUAAGAAGGAGUAACUACAAAGUUUGACUAUAUAUUAUCAUGGUGUUAUAAUUAUGAGGUAAUUUUCUGCUUUUGAAUAUAUAUAUCGAUGUUAUGAACGUUGCAAGUCGAAGGACAAAAGCAGACGGAUAAUUAAUUGUGGAAGGUAGCUGGCAGAAUUCCAAGGCUGCAUGACAAAGACUUUGUCAAAGAUGUCUCACAGGAAAAAAGAAUCAUCAAAGAAGACGUCCAGGGUGCUAGCCAAUCGAUAUGAAAUCGUCAAAAAACUUGGAAAGGGCAACUUUGGCACAGCUUAUCUAUGCAAGGAUCUGAGAUCAAAAAACCCAGACACAGAGGAAUAUGAUUUAAAAGUACUUAAGGAGAUAUCUGUUGGAGACCUUCAACCAGAUGAGACUGUUGAUGCAGUAAGAGAAGCCAGGGUCUUGUCCAAACUUGAUCACCCAAGCAUUGUUAAGUUUCAUGACAGUUUCAUAGAUGGAGAAUCAUUCUGUAUUGUUACAGAAUAUUGUGAGGGAGGUGAUUUGGAUUGUAAGAUAAAUGAAUGUGUAAAGAAUAAACAGCAGCUGGAUUCUAAGUUGAUAAUGGACUGGUUUGUUCAACUACUGUUAGCAGUCCAUUACAUGCAUCAGAGGCGUGUUCUUCAUAGGGAUCUAAAAACCAGAAAUAUUUUUCUCCGGCAAAAUAUGAUUAAGAUAGGAGAUUUUGGAAUUUCACGAAUAUUGAUGGGUACCACAGAUUUAGCAUCAACUUUCACAGGAACACCUUAUUAUAUGAGCCCAGAAGUGUUAAAGCAUGAAGGAUAUAAUUCUAAAUCAGACAUUUGGUCUAUAGGUUGUAUAUUAUAUGAGAUGUGUACACUUGAGCAUGCCUUUGAUGGGAAGAGCCUGAUGGCAGUGAUGUAUAAGAUUGUAGAGGGAGAGGUCCCAAAACUACCAGAUAAAUUUUCAGAACUAAACAAUGUUUUAAAACUAAUGUUGUCCAAAGAUCCAGAAAAGAGACCAUCAGCAACAGACUUGUUAAAAGUUCCCAUGAUCAAGAACCAUAUCGCAAAACUGUCAAAAGAAUUUCAUGCCAAAAGUCAAGAAAACAGUAGCAGAGAUGCUGAGGAUAUUGCUAAGUUACUCACUGAAAAGUCUUACUUGAGUGACUUGAAGUCCAGAGAGGAGGAGGUGAAAUUGAAAAACUUACCCCCAAGGGAAAGAAUGAGAUUAAGGAAACUCCAACAAGCUGAUAUGGAGGCUAAAAGGCUCAGAGAGGUAGCAAAAGUGCAAUUAAAAGAAAAUCAGGAAAGAAACUCCAGAAUUCAGAGUACUCUCCAUAAAUCCAGUGUGCCUGCAUGGGCUGGAGGAUCAGGGGAGGGGGAGAUGUUUAAAGCAGCUCUCACUGUGAAGGGAGGCCCUACUAUAGCAGCUGAAGGUCAGAAGAGUCGGUUUGGGUCCCGCACUGCACCUAUUUUGAUAAAUGAAGAUGACGAGGAAAGUGAUGAUGAUGCUGACAUAGUCAUGCCCCUUUCCAAAACAUUGACAGUCCCUCGAUCAGUUAGUAAUCCUGAUGAACGACCUAUAACCCCCCUCAAAGAUAAAAUGAUUUAUGACAUCAGAAAUUCUUCACUAGAUUUUAAAGAUGGAAUACCUGAGAACCCAGAACUAGCGGACACUUACUACUCACAGUUUGAUAAUGAUUUCUCUGGUGAUGAUUCUGAAUCAGAUGAAGCUGAAGAAACCGUCAUAGAGAGAACAGUAAAAGCUAAUAAAUCUGAGGCGUCCCCAUAUCAGGGUACUGAAAAAUCUAGGGCAUCUUCAAACUUGGGGACUCUUGUUGAUGAUGAGGACCAGUUAUACAAUAUUAUGCAGGAUGUGUUAGCCAAAGGCGAUGAUGCAGAAUCCACCAUGUCUCUGGCAGAUGACAAGGAAGCUGGUGCAUUUGGGCCUGUUGUUAGGGAACAAAAAAUUAAAAACCUCACAAAGGAGUGUAAGAGGAUCUUGGGAGAGGAGGCAUUCCAGAAGGCUUAUGAUUACCUGAAACAGGCGCGAUACCUGAAGACUUCCUCAGUGGACUCGGAGGAAACCAUCAUGCAGGGUCUCCGAGAAUUUGUCAAGAACCCCAGUGACUGCUUCCUGGUGGAUCAGCUUCUUUUUCUGGAGGAGCAGGCUAAAAUCCCAUUCUGAAUUCCAAGGAUCUCAAAUUCCCACCCCUAAUUUGUGAUUUAACUGAUUCCAUUUUAACUGUCCACUGUGUAUUUUUGUGAAAGUGCCCAGCAUGGUAUCAGGAGAAAUGAAUUUCUCAUCAGACAGAGAGAAAUAUAAAAUAACCGUCCAGAAUGACUUUUGGAAUUAUGUCCAGUCAGCUCACUUUGUUACUGUUUUUAAGUGCUUCAGUUUUAUAUGUAUUAAAACUGUUUUAGCAGCCCUCAUCUGUGAUAUCAUAUACAAGAAAGCUAUACAUUCCGAAGUGUGAAACAAACUGACAAACCAUUGUAAACAAACCACAAGUAUUAUCUAUGAUACAUGUAUUACAGAUCGAGUGUAUAAAAGUGUGCACUGCUGAUGUGUGUUUUUCUCUUGCAUAAUGUCGAACUGCUGCUGGUUUCUGAGUCCUACAAGAUUAAGUGUCUUAGUGACAGGUUGUACAGCAGGUUGUGAAUUCACUGAUUAUCAUAAUAUCCUCCAUAAACAUUUUAUUUUUUUCAGCUGUAUUCUCCAUUCAAAUAACAAUAUUACCUAUUUUUAUCUAAUUUAUACACCUAUUUUCCCAGUGUUAAUAUGUUUUGCCAAGGUAUAAUACUUUUAUUAUAUUUACAGUGUAAGCUCAUUUCUGUCUCGUUUACAUUUGUGUUCAUUCAUAUCACCAUGCAAUAAUGUUUCUUUUUUUAGACUCAUGAUUAUUAUCAGAAAUAUAAUCAAAAUUUUGCUGUAUGAUUAUACAAAAAGGCAGAAAGUUGCAGGAUUAAGAUUUAAUAAAAUCAUGACAUGAAUGAAUCCAGCACAAUAUAUUUUUUUGU
Saccostrea echinata is the source of this 3243-nucleotide messenger RNA. Its product is annotated as serine/threonine-protein kinase Nek11-like. The record is from RefSeq and is a predicted model, not a curated record. Gene Ontology annotation, molecular function: ATP binding; protein kinase activity. The coding region runs from base 413 to 2410 and encodes 665 amino acids. Gene Ontology annotation, biological process: protein phosphorylation. The transcript is spliced from 14 exons. Lineage: Eukaryota; Metazoa; Mollusca; Bivalvia; Ostreida; Ostreidae.